GCAGAUUGAUGACACAACAUUCUGGCGUGGGCACGUUUCAGCCUACUCAGUCUGAGGAGUGGCUCAGAGUUCGGAUGUUAAACCGUAAUAAAUCUAGAAAUAUUAUUUUACUUCUUAGAUUUGUUUCAAUUGAUUACCGAGGGUUUCCACGAAUCGUUUUCAUUUAAAUUUUAUAACAAACCUAAAUAUGUAUUUCAAAUGUGUAUUAUUUUAACAGCUAAUAUUUAUAUUUAAUUUCUCUUAAAACGCCUCACAUACGUCAGCACAUCGAGGCGCACACUGAUGACGUACCAUGUCAACCGUGUUUAGUCGGCGACGUGGUUGGCAGACGUGCUUCUUCAUUCGGUUGAAAGUGUGAACUGCAAAUUGAAUAUAUAAUGUCUUUGGUCGACGAAGAGUCCUGCGACAUAGACCGCAGUGGUCCGACUAAACUGGAUAGCUCCCUCUUCAACUGCGAGUUGUCGUCCAAGGCUCCAUUCUACACUUUCCAAGAAGAUGAAGAAGGAGACCUCGAGCACUUUUUGGAACUCAGAACAGUUUGUCUGGGCGAUGAUGCUAAGGAGGAAAGCAACGUGGUUGAAGUCACUGCCAUGAACCACCAGAGAAAGACCAUUUCAGUCCCCAUAGCCAACCUUCACAUCAACUGCCUACCGAUGGUCAGUUUGGGAGAAUUUGAACUGAAGGCCCCUGUGACAAUCAGACUGAGAGCCGGAUCAGGACCUGUGGUCAUCAGCGGCUUGCACCUUGUUGUAUCACAAGUAGCAGAUCUGUCAGAUGAGGAGGAGGAGGAGGAGGAUGAUGAUGAAGAGGAUGAUGAUGAUGAAGACAUUUCCCCCAUUAAACCAGCAAAGAAGAAGCAGACGGUGUAGAGGUGGCGCAUGUGUUGACCUCUGUCACUUGUAUGUUUUAUGCUGUUUUUGUAAUAAUGGCGGUGCACAUUUUACAACCUCCUGUCUGUGUUCGGUGUCGAUUCAGCUGUGAAUGUGAUGGACCCGUGAGUGAGCCAGCGCUUCUGGCUCUGUGUGUGUCAGAACUUAUGAGGUUCACCGAAAGAUGUUUCUCUGAUUUUCAAACUGUGUUGUAGAGACAAAACAACCUUUUCUAUGUGAGUGACCAGUUUUCUACUCAUUCUAAUAAAGUCUUCAUA
Molecule: messenger RNA, 1147 nt
Organism: Synchiropus splendidus (mandarinfish)
Lineage: Eukaryota; Metazoa; Chordata; Actinopteri; Syngnathiformes; Callionymidae
Gene: npm3
Product: nucleophosmin/nucleoplasmin, 3
Exons: 5
Coding region: 378-869 (163 amino acids)
Biological process (GO): chromatin remodeling
Cellular component (GO): nucleolus; nucleoplasm; cytoplasm
Molecular function (GO): RNA binding; chromatin binding; histone binding
Source: RefSeq, a predicted model, not a curated record